GACGGGGGCGGGCGGAGGCUUAAAUAGGCGGCUCGGGAAUCGCAGACCCAGUGCGGGCUGAGGACUGCAGCCGCCCCGAGGGUCCGAGGGUCCGCGAGUGGGGUGCACCUGAGCCCCAGUGGCCUGCGCCGGAGCCCCGCCCUGGUCCUAACCGUGUCCGCGCACGAGUGGCACCUUCCACCUGAGGCUCCCGCGGCCACCCCGGUUGGUUCCUGGUCCUGCAGACGGCGGCGUCGGACGCGAUGACCCUGAACGGCGGCGGCGGAGCCGGGGGCAGCCGCGGCGCGGGCCGGGAGCGCGAGCGCCGUCGGGGCAGCACCCCCUGGGGCCCGGCGCCCCCGCUGCAUCGCCGGAGCAUGCCGGUGGACGAGCGCGACCUGCAGGCGGCGCUGGCUCCGGGCGCCCCGGCCGGGGCGGCCGCCGGGACGGCGACCCAGGGCCGGAGGCUGGACUGGCCCGAGGGCUCCUCCGACUCGCUCAGCUCGGGCGGCAGCGGCUCGGACGAGGGCGUGUACAAGGUGCUGCUGCUGGGGGCGCCGGGCGUGGGCAAGAGCGCCCUGGCGCGCAUCUUCGGCGGCGUGGAGGACGGGCCCGAAGCCGAGGCCGCAGGGCACACAUAUGACCGUUCCAUCAUGGUGGAUGGCGAAGAAGCAUCACUCAUGGUCUAUGAUAUUUGGGAGCAGGAUGGGGGUCACUGGCUGCCUGGCCACUGCAUGGCCAUGGGGGAUGCAUAUGUCAUUGUGUACUCGAUAACCGACAAGGGAAGUUUUGAGAAGGCCUCAGAACUUCGGGUCCAGCUACGGAGGGCACGGCAGACAGACGAUGUGCCCAUCAUCCUCGUGGGCAACAAGAGUGACUUAGUGCGCUCUCGUGAGGUCUCCGUGGACGAGGGCCGGGCCUGCGCAGUGGUCUUUGACUGCAAGUUCAUAGAGACGUCAGCGGCAUUGCAUCACAACGUCCAAGCGCUGUUUGAGGGUGUUGUGCGUCAGAUACGGCUGCGCAGAGACAGCAAAGAGGAUAACGCACGAAGGCAGGCUGGUGCCCGGCGGCGGGAGAGUCUUGGAAAGAAGGCAAAGCGCUUCCUAGGUCGCAUCGUAGCACGCAACAGUCGCAAGAUGGCCUUCCGCGCCAAGUCCAAGUCUUGCCAUGACCUCUCAGUUCUCUAAGGCCCUGUGGAUUCCCACUACAGUGGGAAGAUAGAUGGAUGGGCUGAGAGGUUGGCCCAGCCAACUGCCUUAGGUGCUUCAGGGCUGGCCCACCUUUUAUGCCCCUCAGAACUGCCAGCUGGGCAUGCCCCAACUCAUGGUCAUGGACAGACAGUGCUUGGUCUGGGAGGUGUGUCUUUUGGUGGCCCAUAAGGGCUGGGCCCAUGGAGAUGCACAUGCAGGCCCAUGUGCGUAUCCCAGAAGCAGGCUGAGCCCAGCCCUUGGCAGGCCUGUGUGUGGGGACAGGACUCUGCCUUCCUCUUUACAGGUAUGCAUGUCCUGGAGAGAGGCUGUUCAAUUCAGUUGCUAUUUGUUUACAUGCAAUUUUUUUUUGUAAUAAAGAAUAUUUCUUGACAUGCUGG
This is a messenger RNA of Perognathus longimembris pacificus (Pacific pocket mouse), 1567 nucleotides long. It is a transcript of the gene Rrad, whose product is annotated as RRAD, Ras related glycolysis inhibitor and calcium channel regulator. Gene Ontology annotation, biological process: negative regulation of high voltage-gated calcium channel activity. Gene Ontology annotation, molecular function: GTPase activity; GTP binding; calcium channel regulator activity. Lineage: Eukaryota; Metazoa; Chordata; Mammalia; Rodentia; Heteromyidae. The transcript has 5 exons. The coding region runs from base 243 to 1166 and encodes 307 amino acids. Gene Ontology annotation, cellular component: plasma membrane. The record is from RefSeq and is a predicted model, not a curated record.